UAUACUGAAGGUUUCUGCAUACGAAAGCAGAAACAUGUUACAUCAGUAUAUUCGUGACCACGGCCGCUGUGACCUAGUCGAAACGCUGAAAUAAUCCAGGUAAAUUAUCAUAGUUUACCAUUUAGGUAAACUAUGAUAAUUUAUGAUCGCAUUAAUUCCCAUUUCUUAUAAAACAUAAUUUAACAAUCGUUUGUGAAUUGUGUGAACAGUGUUUACGCGGUAUUUAUUGUUAUAAGAAUUAAGUGGGUAUGUAAGAAAUCACGAUAUUUCCCAGCGAGAGAAACGGUGGAGCAUGAAUUCACAAAGGCUCGAGGAGAUAGUAGCAGAGUUAAUGAAACCCAUCAGCGAUGUCCGCCGCAGCUUCGAUACGGACCUCAGCGCGUUGUUGGAGGAAUACCUGACGGAGGCGGGCCUGCACGCGCUGGAGGCGGGAGAACACGACGACGAGCCCACUGAAUCCGCCUGCGUCGUGCCCAACUUCGCAGAGCUGGCCCUGCUGUUGCAGCACUCCGCCAGUGUCUAUGGACGGAAGGUCGACUUCCUCUACCAGCAUGUACUCAAUGUCAGCGAUUCCCUACAAACUAGUACGCAAGAAGCGACGGGAACGGCAACCGAGGAGGCGGCGACACCUAGCGGCAAGCGAAAGCGGCGGGCGUCGGUGACGGGCGGCGGCGGCGCGUUCGUGGCGCUGCCGCUGGAGGCGAGCGCGGCGGCGCGGCGCGAGCCCGGGCCGGCGCGGCCGCCGCCCACGCUGCCGCGCCUCUACGUGGAGCUGGAGCCGCGCCAGCUGGCCGCCGCCGACACGCCGCUGCGAGACUACGCGCGCGAGCCCAUCGGCCUGCUCGCCGACUUCCACGUGGCCUGGCGCCUGCGCGCCGGCCGCCUCGUCGACGAGCUCGAGGACUGCGCCGCCGACGCACCCUCGCUGCGCCCCAUCCCGCUCAUGGAGCUGCAGGCCGCCAUCGAGGCCGCCGCGCAGCCCUCGCCGCCGCCGCCGCCGCCGCUCUGCUCGACGCCGCUGUGCUGCAGCCCGUCGCCGCCACCUCUGCCGCCGCCUGCGUCCCCGCCUCCGUCGCCGCUCAUGCCGUGCGCGCCGUCGCCGCCACCCGUCGCGGCGCACGACGUCGCCGAGUCCCCGCAGGUCGAACUAGCCGCGGUCUCGGUCAAGAGGGAGCGAAAAAGAAAGUGCGACCUGAAAAUCGAAGAUAUCGGGUCGGUGAAGCUUUUCAUUAAUAAAGAGGUGCGGCGGCGGCUGCGCGUCGUGCGCGAGUUCUCGCCGGAGCCCGCGCUGGUGGCGGCGGUGGUCGAGAUGCGCAGGCGGCACGUGCUCGCGGUCCGGCGGCGGCUCGACAUGCACGAGCCGCGGCCGCCCAGUCCAGAUUUCCAUGGAUUCGAUUCCACAUAUAUCGGCGGGUUCCCGGGCUGGGCGGCGGCGGAGGCGACGCAGGCCGAGGCGGCGGCGGCGGCGCGGCGCUCGUCGCUGCGGGCGGCCGAGCGCGACGACAGCGACGACGACGGCUUCUUCGAGCAGAGCUCGCUCGGCGAGUCCGACUCGUCGCGAGUCGACGACGCGCUGCCGCUGCGUCCUAGGGGCGAGGCGGCGGCGCCGGACGAGGCGUGGCAGGCGGCGGUGGUGCGGCGCGCGGCGGCGGGCGAGGCGCGCGGCCUGGACGUGCGGCGGCUGGCGGCGCGGCUGCUGCGGCGGCUGGCGGCCGCGGACGGCGCCGCGCCCUUCACGCAGCUGCUGGCGGCCGCCGCCGCGGACCCGCACGACGUCUCCGGCCUCUUCCUCUCCGCGCUCUUCAUGGCGAACGCGGGCAACGUGGAGGUGGUGCCGGGCGCGCCGCUGUCGCUCAACUCGUUCUCGCUGCGGCUGCUGUCCACCGACGAGCGCCGCUACUGCGCCGCCGCCGCCGCCGACGGACACCUCGCGCCCGCGGCAACCGCAGCACCCGCAGCACCCGCAGCACCCGCGCCGCGGUGAGCCUGCUGCCCGCUGUUAGGACAAUUCAACUGCCAGUGAUGGACGGCCACGCGUUCAGCUGGCUGACGCUCCAGUGGAAACUAUCUUGUUUCCAUAUUUCUUAAAUACAAAUUAUUAUUUAAAAUAUAUUUGUAAAUAUAGAUUGUAAGUUAAAAAAAAAAAGUAUUCCUGUAUAUAGUAAUUGAGUUAAUGUGAUUGACUACUUGUGUAGUAGGCAUAUUGGUGUCAUGUUUGAGAUGAAACGUUGGGGGGCGAGUGUUACGUACAUUACUAUCUAAGUAAUGUAAAAGUUCAUUGUUGGAAAUCGUGUGAAUAUCAAUGUCAAAUGUGUUCGUUAGAUGUCGGUAAUCGUAGCCACCUCCGCCGCCACUGCCACCCACUUCCUGUCCCUUCGGCUUCCUUGAAACCGACCCCAGUGUUCAGUGUCAUGUUUUAAUAUUUUUUAAUUGUCAUGAAUGGAUAGCUAGCAACCAGAUACUUACCGUAUUGUAAAUUAAUAUUCUAUGCAUAUAUUUAAAUACGCCACUGGGUGUAACCACGAAAAAGUUUAAGUUGAAAAUAUAUUUAACAUUUCUAUACUACUAUAUAGAUGUUGGAAUGUAAUCGACAGACAAGCGCGGAUACACUGUAAUCGCAUCUAAAGGCCUAUGACAGUGCAAUGUUCUUCAUAGAACACGGGCUGUUCUAGUUAUUCUAUUCUUCUGUUCUGUUGGCUGGAUUGAUCACACACUUGACCCAUAAUGACGUAAUCACCAAUUAGACCAUGACACAGUGGUAUUUAGGUAUUGUCUAUUUAUCACACACCAUAAAAGAAAUUAUGUAGAGACGUUUGAAAAUUAAUUUUGUACAGUGUAAAUACAAACUCAAGAUUAUUCUUACAAAGACUCCUUUAUUUCUGGACAAUAACAGGACAGAGGAACAUUGCUUUUUACCUGUUUAGAUGAAUCCUGACGACACCAUACUGACAAGUGAAUAUAUUUGUUGUUAUGCCCGGUGGCUGCUUGUAUAUGAAAAAUCAAAUUUUAACAAAUAUUGAAAACCGUCCUAUUGAUAAACAUAAUAUUGUACAAUAUGAAGUAAACUUAGUGUAUUUUUGUAAAGAUAUAAACACAUGUACAUGGUUGUAAAUAGUGUACAGUACAGAUUAUAAUAUACUUGACUACUCGAGAGCAAAGAUAUACAAUAAAGGUUGUUGUAGUGCAAUUUAUAUUUCUUAUAAAGAAUUGUGAACCGUGUCCGCACGGUGACAUAUGAAUUGUGCGCAGUUGAAAUAUAUAAUGAACUCGCUAUCUCUUCACCUAAGUUUUACGGAAACUUUAAAUCAUGUUAUUACAUAUUAUAGUCAAGAGUACAAUGUCUUAUAUUCUUCUACAACAAAUAGAUGACAAGUGUCGAAAUUUUAUAUUUUAUAAAUUUGCAAUUUAUGCUUUGUAAUUACUAAUACAAAUUUAUCUUGUCAGAUCUAUUUUGUUUUGUGUCACCAAAUAAUUUAAUAGAGUGAAAAUACAUUUUAUUUUCUCCAUUUUAUAG
Galleria mellonella (greater wax moth) is the source of this 3514-nucleotide messenger RNA. RefSeq lists its product as uncharacterized. The record is from RefSeq and is a predicted model, not a curated record. Gene Ontology annotation, molecular function: chromatin binding. NCBI's taxonomy places the organism in Eukaryota, Metazoa, Arthropoda, Insecta, Lepidoptera, Pyralidae. The coding region runs from base 293 to 1984 and encodes 563 amino acids. The transcript is spliced from 9 exons. Gene Ontology annotation, cellular component: nucleus; condensin complex. Gene Ontology annotation, biological process: meiotic chromosome condensation; mitotic sister chromatid separation.